UCCGUUCUGUCGUGCCCCAUUAUUAUAUUAAUAAUUGGUAGGUGAUAAUCAUAUCAAUUAAAAAUGGAUCCAGCUGUCUUCCCGGAGGAGAUAUGGAUCAAAAUAUUGCUCUACUGCGAUGUACCUGAUAUUAUAGCCUUCGGUAGUACUUGCAAAUAUCUGAGGAAAACAUCGGACACCGAUUAUCUCUGGAAAAUGAAAUGGCUCCAGUUGAUAUCAAAAGUCCAAUUCCGCUUCCCAGACAUAAAGUGUCUCCAACUGUUGAGUGUCAGCUUCAAAUCCAUGUGUUAUCGUCUUCACAUGGUGAUAACUCUCGGCGAAAACCCACCAUUCCCAAAAUGCUACCACUGCAGUGGCUAUACCUGUCAACGCAACUGUGUGGAGGGAUCCAGUGCAAAAGUUGUGAUAGAAAUUGGCAACAAAUAUACCUGGGUAAUAACCCCUCAUUUUGGUCUACGAAGGCACUUUUCUCUCUUCGGCAUUCCCAAGUGCGACAGCAAAACCCACACAACGUAUCAGGGCCCUGUUGACAAAGCCCCGAGUGGCAGUGGAACGAGUCGAGUCAAGUCUGAUUACAAAUCAAUAGCUAAGAAAUUGAAAUCCCUGAAAUUAUCGGAAUUGACAACGACGAAGGGGCCUUGUACAUAUAAACCGAGUGGUCCAUUCUGUGUUUUUUGUAAUUCUGUGAAGCUUUACAGGGAGAAGAGAAGAUUGGCUGCACAUCCGUUGGAGUCCAUGUGCUAUGCAAAAACAAAUCCACUUUAUCAGAAACUCGUCAAUGGAUAUUGCACAGAUACUGUUGAAGUGCUUGGAAUACCAAAUGUCGAUGUGGUGAGUCCAGCAGAGGCUCUCCUCAGUGAGGGAUCGUUUCAAGUCCUCAAGACAUUCGUUGAUCAUCUGUUUCAUCAGAUGGGAUUGACUGCUACCCUGAGAAAACCCAAUGCUGUUUUAAUGUUCUGUGAACCUUUGGCGAUGCAUCCUGUUCUUCGAAAACAGCUGCUGCAUUAUUUGUUUCAAGAAGUCAAGGUUGCCAGGGUGUGUUUGGUACCCAAACCACUGGCUGCGUGUGCCAUGCUUGAUGUUGAGACCUGUGUGGUGGUGGACAGUGGGGCGUUGAGUACGACUGUUGCUGUGGUUAUUGGGGGGAGGGUGAUGCCCCAUCGGUGGAGACUUUUACCUGUUGGGGGGUGGCAUGUGGCUUAUCAUCUCAAGCAAGCCAUGCACUGGCAGCCCAAGGAGUAUCAUCAGAUACCGAUCUCUCAUCUCGAUACGAUGGCUGUCAAGGAACGGUGUCGGUUGAGCUAUAAUAUCGAGAAUGAGGACAUGAAACGGGGACCUGUUAAACGGGAGCAUAUCAAUCUUAGGGUUGAUAGCUAUGCGGAUUAUAAACAAUUUUGGAAAGUUUCCUUGGGACCAGAGCUCUACAUAGCCCCAGAGAUGAUGUACAUCAGUCUGGGCCUUCCUCAGAUAAUAAAAGACGUAACAGCAGGACUCAGUGAAGAUCUCAUUCAGGAUUGUCUCUCGCAUAUUCUUCUGACCGGUGGCAAUACCGACCUGUCUGGCUUUGCACUCAGGCUUCGAAAAGAUCUUCGUGAAGUAUUACCGGAGUAUGGAUCAAUACUUGAAGUACGAAGUUGCCCUGGUACACACAGUUGGAACGUUGCCAUGGGAUCCACGUAUGUGCCACUGGCCGUUCACCCCGAUAAAACACCACCGGAAUAUGUCGAGGGCAAUCCCUUCUGGUUAUCUAGAGAGGAAUAUGUUCUCUUUGGAUGUCAAUCGCUGGAGUAAAGAGUGAAGUAGCUGGUGAUUAUCAUAAUUAAGAAAGAAAUUAAAUCCUGUUACUAACUGAUGAAGAACAGGCUAUGAAUUAGAGAAUUCAUUCAAAUUCGCUAGAAAAUUCUAUUCAACUUCUAUUCAAAAUUCAAUAAGUUUAUCGUCGAUUUUAUUGAAAAAUUCUGCAACUCUUCUGUGCGUUUUUCCUAAAUGAAAUGUUCAAUAGAAAUUAUUGUGUGGAAAAAAUCAUCAGAUUUAGAAAUUUCUAUAUUAGUUAUUCUAUUGCGAUAUUUUCUGUAGUAAUUCUUUGGCACAUAUUUUCCAAACUUUUUCGCUGUAUUUUUUCUUUUUCUCAUUAAGGGCCGGCCGCAUCAGAAUAUAUAUAAUCAAAGGGAUUCCUAUAGAGAAUAUCUUCAUAGAGUAAAUUAUUUAAAGAGUUCAAAAUCUGCUAAUAUUUUCUAUUAAACAUUUAUCCAUUUUUAAGGAGAAAUCGCGAUGAAAUUUGAUAGUUUGGGGAUUGUCUAUACCAUGCUGAUAAUUUUACUACUUAUUUUUUAUAUUUCAACAAUGAGAAAAAAUCCAGUUUUUAUUUUAUUUUUUCAUUGACGACAUGUGGCUGUACAGGCAUUUUGAGUACCACACAUAUGAAAAAAUCGUAUAGAAGUUUUCUAUACGGAUUGCGUGUAGAAAUUCUGUAAGAUUUCCGUAUAUGAU
Molecule: messenger RNA, 2490 nt
Organism: Diachasma alloeum
Lineage: Eukaryota; Metazoa; Arthropoda; Insecta; Hymenoptera; Braconidae
Exons: 4
Coding region: 64-1791 (575 amino acids)
Molecular function (GO): protein binding
Source: RefSeq, a predicted model, not a curated record